AUGGGAGCAGAUCAUCCAGCAUUUACUUUAUCCGGUCUUUGUGCCAUUGGAGGCUUAAUGGGAUACUUUCGUAAAGGAUCGGUGCCAUCAUUGGUGGCAGGUUUGGGAGUAUCAACAUUAUACGGAGUUUCAGGCUAUUUAUUGAACAAAAACGCCAAUUACGGCCUUGAGUUGGCGUUGGGUACUAGCUCUGUGCUACUUGCUGCUGGUUUAUCAAGGGCUGCCUCCACCAGCUUCAGGAAGCCAAUUCCCCUUGCAUUGGUGCUUUUGGGUGGAUUAUCAACCGGUUACUAUUUGAAAAAAUACAACGAGUUUUAUCCAAUCUUUGGGUGA
Lodderomyces margitis is the source of this 333-nucleotide messenger RNA. Its product is annotated as TMEM14 family protein. Lineage: Eukaryota; Fungi; Ascomycota; Pichiomycetes; Serinales; Debaryomycetaceae. The transcript has a single exon. Bases 1 to 333 code for a protein of 110 amino acids. The record is from RefSeq and is a predicted model, not a curated record. Gene Ontology annotation, cellular component: membrane.